Molecule: messenger RNA, 2151 nt
Organism: Condylostylus longicornis
Lineage: Eukaryota; Metazoa; Arthropoda; Insecta; Diptera; Dolichopodidae
Product: GATA zinc finger domain-containing protein 10
Exons: 8
Coding region: 663-2126 (487 amino acids)
Biological process (GO): proteolysis
Molecular function (GO): serine-type endopeptidase activity
Source: RefSeq, a predicted model, not a curated record
UACAAAUUAUAAAAGUUUUUCUGCAAAUCACAAUGAACUCAAUAAUAAUUGUCAAAUUUAUUGUCAAUAAACAAUAAAUUGACAAUAUUAUGUCAAAUGAUUUUGAACGCAGCUACAAAAUUUUUGGUUAACAUUGGUGUUCACGUACAAAAUUAAAAAUUGUGAUGAAUUUCACAUCUUUUUCAAAUAAUUUAAAAAAAUUAAAAGUUAAAAUUUAAAUUUAAAAUCUAUUUGUCAACCUAGGUAACGGUAAUAGCGGACGAUUCCUGUUAUUAACCUACAACAUCAGCGGAACGACAAUAUCAACUGUUCAGUAUUUUACAUAUAAUAUCAAACACAUAUAUGGAAAUAGAUUAUGUCCAAAAAAACUGACAGCGGAAAAGUGGGUAUUUAGGGUGUUUAAUCACCGAAGGUUAAAUUCACGGUGGUAAUUUUACUUGCUCCAGUCCAAUUAAAAUAUGUGUAUUCUAUGUGAAUUUAAAGAUUUUACCGUUCUUGUUCUGUUUCCAACUUAAUAUCAACAAUUUCAAAUUAAAAAAAAGAUUAGCUGUCGUUUGCACGUUUUUCAGUAAAGAAAUAUACCACAAAAAAAAAAAACUGUGUAAAGAAAAAAAUUUGCAACAACGAUGCAAUCUAUUUUUGAAUGGAAAUUUUAAUAAAAAAUGAACUACCUGAUGGCAUUUACACUUUUCGUAUCAAUACAAAAAGGAAUAACCAUUAAUUUUCUUCAACAAUUUCCAACAAUUUCUUCAUCAUCAUCUUCAACAACAUCCAAUAAAAAUGGUAAUCAAAUCGAUAACAAUCACCAUCAGCGUGCAACAGAAUGUGGAAUAAGACCGCUAAGACGUCAACCACGUAAAGAACAGCAACAUAAUAAUCAACAUAAUCAAAAUAAUUAUAAUCAUUAUCAUCAACAUCAUUAUAAUCGUAAUCAACAAGAAGAACAGCAGCAGCAGCAACCGCAACAACAACAAUUUCAACGAAAAAAGAAACAGCAAUAUGUUAACAAUCAAUUUUUUCAUAAUGCUCGUAUACCAAAAAUUAUAGCAGGAAGCCCAACAAAAGAAGGUCAUUUUCCAUGGCAGGCAUCUUUAGAGCUUUUACAUCCCUCAAUGGGAUUCUUAGGUCAUUGGUGCGGUGGUGUAUUAGUUGAUGAAUUUUGGGUAUUGUCUGCUUCACAUUGUGUUCAUAAUGAUUUAUUUAAUUUACCAUUACCGCCAUUAUGGACUGUUGUAUUAGGUGAAUAUGAUCGAAAUGCUGAAUCUGGAUAUGAACAACGUAUACCAGUUGAAAAAAUAAUUUUACAUCAAAGUUAUCAACAUUUUUUACAUGAUCUAGUCUUAAUGAAAUUAUCAAUGCCCGCUGAUUUAUCAAAAUUUUCGAAUGUACGAAAAAUUUGUUUACCAUUUAUAUUCAAUGAAAAUGACCAAUCAUAUAAUGAUGAUAUCAAUAAUGAUGAUGAUAUUAAUAUUGAUCCUUUUCAAACUGAUGACCAUCAUACAAUGAUAAUGCAAAUAACAAAUAAUAAUCAAUUUAAUAAUCAUAAUAACAAUCAUUUUCUUAAUACACCUAAAAUAAAAAUAAUUUUACAAUACCAAAAAUUUAUGAAUGGUUUUAAAAAUGUUAAAAUUGGAAAUGAAGAUGGUGAUUCAAAUGUAACUGGAAAUCAUGAAUUUGGUAAUAAUAAUGAAAGUCAUAAUAGUGAUAGUAGUGAUACAAUUUUAUCAAAAUAUAAUAAUAAAUUUCAUGAUGAAUAUAAAGAUUUACCAUAUUUGGAUUGUAUUGCAACCGGUUGGGGAAAACCUAAUAUAACAGGAGAUUUAAGUGAUAUAUUAUUAAAAACAAAUGUUCCAUUGCAAAGUAAUUCAAGAUGCAGAGACGCUUAUGGUAGUUUUGUUAAAAUUCAUAAAGGACAUUUAUGUGCUGGUAAAUUAAAUGGAAAAGGCGGAACAUGUGUGGGAGAUUCCGGUGGUCCUUUACAAUGUAGAUUAACUAAAAAUGGUCCAUGGAUAUUAGCUGGUAUAACAUCAUUUGGAUCUGGCUGUGCAUUAGAAGGAUAUCCUGAUGUAUACACAAGAACAUCAUUUUAUAUGAAAUGGAUACGAGAUAUUAUUGAUAAUGAAUAAAGUCCUUUGAAUAUAUAUAUAUAUG